Messenger RNA from Candidozyma auris, 714 nucleotides. It is a transcript of the gene NOP15, whose product is annotated as rRNA-binding ribosome biosynthesis protein NOP15. Gene Ontology annotation, cellular component: nucleolus. The transcript has a single exon. The coding region runs from base 1 to 714 and encodes 237 amino acids. The record is from RefSeq and is a predicted model, not a curated record. Gene Ontology annotation, biological process: maturation of LSU-rRNA from tricistronic rRNA transcript (SSU-rRNA, 5.8S rRNA, LSU-rRNA). NCBI's taxonomy places the organism in Eukaryota, Fungi, Ascomycota, Pichiomycetes, Serinales, Metschnikowiaceae. Gene Ontology annotation, molecular function: RNA binding.
AUGGCCAAAACAGUACUGAAAAAGGUGCAAAAGGCCAAGGCUGCCAAGGAACACGGGAAAAGAAAUGACACAAUCGAGAAAACGGAUGAUAAAAUUGACCUACAAGAGGCAUCCGACUCGUCGCUGAGCGAUGAGCAGUUGUCCAGUGAUGAGGAGGAGGAAAUCGAAGGUCUCGAGACUCCAGCUCCAGGUAGCAAGCCAACUGCUAACCUAGGUGGCCAUACUGUGGAGUUUGAGGCUCCAGAAAAGAAGGUAUCCCAAGCAAACGUCAAAAAGAGAGGAGUGAUCUACAUAGGUCGUCUUCCGCAGCACUUCCAGGAGAAGGAGGCCAAGAAGUAUUUCAAGCAGUUUGGAGAGAUCACCAGAAUCAGACUUUCAAGAAACAAAACCACUGGUCGCAUGAGACAUUAUGGAUUCAUCGAGUUCAAGCACGAGGAUGUGGCCAAGAUUGCGGCAGAGACCAUGAACAACUACCUCAUCUUUGGUCACAUGUUGAAGGUUCACGUAGUGGACAAUCCUAGGGAAGACCUUUUCCCUGCAAAGUUGAAGGGCAAAUUCACUGAGUUCGACUGGAGGCAGAGAGCUUACGAUGCUCAUCACCAGAAGCAGCCAUUGAGCGUGUGGGAGAAGAAGCAAGAGGAAUUUGAGCAACAGAAGAAGGCCAAGUUCGAUGAGCUCAAAGAACUUGGAUUCAACUAUGCGCUCGAGGCUUAA